CCUGGACAGAGGGCGGGCCAGGGUCGGCGCCGCGGAGGCGGGGAGGGAGGGUUGAGCCAGAGACCCGGGACCCCGCCCCCGCACACCUGCCAGUGCCCCGUAGCUUCGGCCGCCGGCACUGGCAGGAGAUGAGAGGCUGCUGCCGCCCGGUCGGAAGGACAUCGGCGCCCCCCAGGCCCGGUCCCCGCCCCAGUUCCUCGGGCUUUCCUGCUGCCCCUGCCUGAGAGGUCCGACGACACGGAGAACAGGAUCCUGCGCCCAACCCAGGAGCAGUUGGGUUUGGAGCACCAGAAAUUGAAUGCUCCCUGGCGCUGCAUCCCGAGAGCCCUCCCAGCCUAAGAAGCCCCAUCUUUCUGUCUCCACCCAUGGGGAGCUGCAGCUGUGAGGCCCAGGACCCUUAGCAGGACAUGCAGAGCUGGGCAGGGACCCAGGCUCAAGGGUUGUCUCCAGCCUGUGGAGACCGCCAUGAAGCUGAUCUGCCUCCCAGAGGGCCUGGCCCACUUGAAAUAAUUGCUCCGGCUACUGAUGUGGUGGGAACUUUGGUAUUUUUAACCCAUUUGGGGGGUGGGGGAGCAGCUGGCAAGAGGGAGGCAAGCUUUCAGAGUCAGAGAGGCCUGAGAGAGGAGAGUAGAGGGAAACUCAGUGAGGAGGAGCCAGGCAGGCUGCCUCGGUAGUUCCCCAGGCCUAGACACCCCCCCUGUACCACCCCCUGUCCCAGCAGGUAGGUGCAGACCUAGAUGCCAGGUGCAGAAGGGGGAAUGGGCCCUCUCCAGGGUUACAGCAUGGAUCACCGAGGCUGCAGGGGCUGUCAAGGCGUGGAAGAAGUCCCAUGUCCCGGGGAGCCCCAUGGCUUCUGAUGUCAGGAAAACUUAGUCCUCUCAGUUCCCCAGAAUCAUUUCACCCCACCCCACCCAAACUGAGUGCCAAACCAGUUGGGUGGAGAAUACAAGCCCUGACUCCAGCUGCCUGGUCAGUGGCAUGGCCAGCCAAGUCCUAGCGACCCUGGGAGUCAGGGAGGAGGCAAGGACAAGACUACAGCAUUGUUUGGCUGAGUUCUGGGUCUGGCCCCACUCCCCAAAACUGACCCCAAUCUCUGUGUCUGCUGCCCUAAAAAGAGACCCUGGGGCUGGGUGUGGUGGCUCACGCCUGUAAUCCUAGCACUUUGGGAGGCCAAGGCGGGAGGAUCACCUGAGGUCAGGAGUUCAAGACCAGCCUGGCCAACAUGAUGAAACCCUGUCUCUACUAAAAUACAAAAAUUAGCUGGGCAUGAUGAUGGGUGCCUGUAAUCCCAACUACUCAGGAGGCUGAGACCGGAGAAUCGCUUGAACCCAGGAGAUGGUAGUUGCAGUGAGCCAAGAUUGUGCCGCUGCACUCCAGCCUGGGCGGCUGAGCGAGACUCCGUCUCAAAAAAAUAAAUAAAAGGAGACCCUGGCUGGAUGUAGUGGCUCAUGCCUAUAAUCCCAGCACUUUGGGAGGCCAAGGCAGGAGGAUCACUUGAGGCCAAAAGUUUGAGACCAGCCUGGGCAACAUAGCAAGACCGCGUCUCUUAAAAACAAAAGAUCCUAGCGGUCCUCAUCUCUACCAUGGACUACCAGAGGGAAGGCAGCACCUCUCAUCACCCAGGGGGAUGGCCUCCAGUCAGCUGGGGUAUGUAUGCAGCUGUGUGGCAGCAAAUGUGUCCAUGCCUGCAAGCCACUCAGCCCUCAGUCACACGGUGAUGGGCACUAAUAUCCAAGAGGAGCAGAAGUCAAGGCCAUGGGUCCUUUUCUCCCAUUGCCAGAGAUGCAGCCCCACAGCCCCUGGUGAUCUUGGCUGGGAGAAAAAUCAGAGUUUGACAUCUCAUCCCAUUGCCUUCUGCUUUCUGACCUUACUGAGGUCAGGUUCUUCAAGGCCUGGGGGACUGGGACAGGGUUAAGGGGUGUCCUUUCUCCAUCCGUCCUCCAACUCCAUGGAGACUCAGCAUGCCUAGGAAGGUGGAAGGGCUUCCUGCGGGCACACCAUCUCCUGCCUCCCUAUGCCUGUCCUCUGCUGGGUCCUGGGGUCUCCAGUGAUUAUAGCCCUUGCUGCUUCCCCCACAGUGGGGAACGCAGAGCCCUGCCCAGAGGCUUGAACCUGGCACCACAGGGGUCUGGAAUUACACAGACGACGGGUGACAGCCAAAGUGGAUCAUGAACGGUGGACCUGAGGGCUCCACUCUGCCACUGUCAACAUACAGUCCCUCCAGAGAAGUACCUCUCAUGCUACAAAUGGGGCAUGUUCACCAGACUCAGCUUCGGGACAAGACCCCAGGUCAUUCCCAACUGAGGCUCUGAGGUGCAGGAGCUCCGUCCUGUCUGUAAAACUCCCUCAGUUUUCGGCUCUGGAUUUGGUGGGGCUUGUUCCUCCCACUUCCAACCUAGAAAGAGAAGCCAGAGGAAGGGAGGUCACGUGGUCUGCCCCCCAGCCUCUCAGCAGAGAUGCAAAGCCACCUGUCCAGGAUGGGAGACUCCAGAUGGGCCCUACCCUGUGGUGCAGAAGUGAGAUUUGCUGCUCCUCCUGCGUCUGCCCCUCUCCUGCCCUCCUCUCCCUCCCCGAUCUGGCUGUCAUGGAAGAAGCCACUAUUGGCCAGGCCACUGAAGUACUAAGUGGCCCAAGUGGUGAGGAAGGACAGGGGCUGGGUCCUGAGGGCCCAUCCGACCUCCAGUUGAGAGCCCCUCCCCUGACCUCCGGCUGCCCGCCCACCCCAGCUGGUCCCUGGGAACAGGCGGCAGCUGAGCUCCCCAUUAUCUCUCCCCACAGCUCCCCACCUGUGGAGGGACAGGUGAGAUAUCGGAGUCCCUGGGUUGUGCCCCCACCCAGUGAUUCCCUUUGCCUGCUGAGCCCCUGGAGCUGGGGUUUCUUCCUCCCUUGCCUUGGCUGGCCACCUGGCUUCUGGGACCGCCACCUGGGGCACACUUCUGCCUUAAGGCCCAAUAGGGGAGGGGUCAUCCCUACCAGCCCCUCCCUUGUGCCCAUUCCACUGCUGCCUGGCCGCCGUCUCCAGCCGGUCCAGGCUGCCUGCCCGGUCACCCGAUCCGCCCUCUAAACUUUACGGCGCAGCGCACUGCGCGUGGGGCGGUGGCUGGUCUGGUGGGGGCGGGGGCUGCUCCUUAAAGGAGCCGUCAGAGGGUCCCCAGCGGCCCCAGGGUGGGAAGGGGCCAGAGUGGAGAGGUGCUGCUGCGGGAGUCCUCGGUGGAGUGUUAGAAGGCAGCCAGUGUUUGCCUGGAAGACCUCUAGAACCUGAGAAGAGGCAGCGGCAAGUGUCAGCGGAGGGAAGGAGGGAGGUGGGGUCCUGGCCUGGGAUGGGGCCAGGAGCUGGGCAGGAGUGUGGGUGGAGGGGCCUGGAACCUGCCCCAGCAGCCGCUCCACUUGCUUAAUCCCACCUGGAACCUUGCCCCACUCUCUGGGCUCCUGUGUCCAGCACCUGCCCAGCUGACCCCUGGGAAGGAGGGUGGGCAUAGCAGCCAGGUCUUUGCCCCAGCUGAGGGCCAAGGGGAGGUGUCUGGCUUCUAGAGUGAAGGGGUUCAAAGAUGGGGAGACCUCAAGGGGUGAGAGAAGUGAAGGGAGAGGCUCAGAAAGGCUGUGGAGGCGUUGAGAGGGAAGGCCAGCUCAGCGAGGCCAGGAGGCUGGGGUGCGAGUGAAGGGCUGCCUCACCUUGCCCCUCUUUGAUUCCUCAGGGGUGUGGAGAGAGGGCCCUCAAGCUCAAAUGCAGAGGCUGCUUCAGCUGGGUUGGGAGCAGUCCCCAAGUCAGAGGCUGAGGCUUCUGCCCAGGUCUUGGCUCUCCUGGGUAGCACUUCUCCCUCUGAGGAAUGGAGCGAUUGAUGCUGCAGUUGGAUUUGCUCACGUACAUGCCCAGAGACAAGUCCACUCUUAUGGGUGCACACGUUUGCACAUGCACAAAUGUGCAACACAUCUGUGUGCAAAAUAUGCACAUAUCACACAUAUACACUGCGUAGAUUGCACAGUGCCACAUGUGUGCACGCCAACCCAUAUCCACACAUGUGCAAUGACACUAUAUUUGCACAGACGUGCACACACAUGCACAUACACACUAGACACAUGCGCACAUCACAAGGGGACACUCGGAAACACAUUCACAGGCACCCACACCCUUGGCUCCAGCCUCAAAAGUGUCUCUGUGUUUUUCUGCGGGACUGUGGGGACACUGCCACCUCCAGAGGCCUGACCCCCUCCUGUCACUCUCACUCUUGACUGGCUUGUUUUGCUCAUUGCACUUGGCACCCUCUGCAUCCAUCUGAUUCCUUGUUGGCGCUCUGUCCCCUCUCACAUGGGAUCUUGUCUGUGUCUCCCAGUAUCCCUCCUCCCGGGUCUAGGCUGGCAUGAAGUGGGUGCACAUUGUGAAUUAAUAUCUGUGAGUGUGUAUACAAGAGAGGAGGUUACUGGGAAGGGUGACGUGGUGAAGGCAGGCCUGCCAAUGCAGGGUGACCCUGAGGGUGUGCCCAGUGGCGUGGGUGUGUCUGUGAUUGUGGCCAGGCGGGGCAUCCUCGGAGGGGAGGCUUCGGAAGUGGAAUGCGACCCCCCAGCCUCUUUCCCCUAGGGGCUGUAAUCUGAUCCCUGGGGACUCCCCCCCUAGCCUCCCGCCCUCGCCCUCGCUGCCGACUCCUCUUCCAGAUCCUGGGGCAGAGUCCAGGGCAGCUCAAGACUCCUCCACACUCACACCCGCUGAACCCUGAGCGCCCUGAGCUGCUGAGAUGGGGCGGGCCGGGGCCGCCGCCGUGAUCCCAGGCCUGGCCCUGCUCUGGGCAGUGGGGCUGGGGGGUGCCGCCCCCAGCCCCCCACGCCUUCGGCUCUCCUUCCAAGGCCAGGUCCUAAUGGCAACCUUGGCCCAUAGAGUCACCACCAGGCAGGACCUGGGGGAGGCUUCCAGCAUGGCUGGCGAGUCCUCAGCAGUGUCCUGCCCUGCAGAGCUCCAGGCCUGGCAUGGUCUCCAGACUUUCAGCCUGGAGCGAACCUGCUGCUACGAGGCCUUGCUGGUGGAUGAGGAGCGUGGACGCCUGUUUGUGGGCGCCGAGAACCAUGUGGCCUCCCUCAACCUGGACAACAUCAGCAAGCGGGCCAAGAAGCUGGCCUGGCCGGCCCCUGUGGAAUGGCGAGAGGAGUGCAACUGGGCAGGGAAGGACAUUGGUACUGAGUGCAUGAACUUCGUGAAGUUGCUGCAUGCCUACAACCACACCCAUUUGCUGGCCUGUGGCACAGGAGCCUUCCACCCAACCUGUGCCUUUGUGGAAGUGGGCCACCGGGCAGAGGAGCCCGUCCUCCGGCUGGACCCAGGAAGGAUAGAGGACGGCAAGGGGAAGAGUCCUUAUGAUCCCAGGCAUCGGGCUGCCUCCGUGCUGGUGGGGGAGGAGCUAUAUUCAGGGGUGGCAGCAGACCUCAUGGGACGAGACUUUACCAUCUUUCGCAGCCUAGGGCAACGUCCGAGUCUCCGAACAGAGCCACACGACUCCCGCUGGCUCAAUGAGCCCAAGUUUGUCAAGGUAUUUUGGAUCCCGGAGAGCGAGAACCCAGACGACGACAAAAUCUACUUCUUCUUUCGUGAGACGGCGGUAGAGGCGGCGCCGGCACUGGGACGCCUGUCUGUGUCCCGCGUUGGCCAGAUCUGCCGGAACGACGUGGGCGGCCAGCGCAGCCUGGUCAACAAGUGGACGACGUUCCUGAAGGCGCGGCUGGUGUGCUCGGUGCCCGGCGUCGAGGGCGACACCCACUUCGAUCAGCUCCAGGAUGUGUUUCUGUUGUCCUCGCGGGACCACCGGACCCCGCUGCUCUAUGCCGUCUUCUCCACGUCCAGCAUCUUCCAGGGCUCUGCGGUGUGCGUGUAUAGCAUGAACGACGUGCGCCGGGCCUUCCUGGGACCCUUUGCACACAAGGAGGGGCCCACGCACCAGUGGGUGUCAUACCAGGGUCGCGUCCCCUACCCGCGGCCAGGCAUGUGCCCCAGCAAGACCUUUGGCACCUUCAGUUCCACCAAGGACUUCCCAGACGAUGUCAUCCAGUUUGCGCGGAACCACCCCCUCAUGUACAACUCUGUCCUGCCCAUUGGGGGGCGCCCUCUUUUCCUACAAGUUGGAGCCAAUUACACCUUCACUCAAAUUGCCGCGGACCGGGUUGCAGCCACUGACGGACACUAUGACGUCCUCUUCAUUGGCACAGACGCUGGCACGGUGCUGAAGGUGAUCUCGGUCCCCAAGGGCAGUAGGCCCAGCGCAGAGGGGCUGCUCCUGGAGGAGUUGCACGUGUUUGAGGACUCGGCCGCUGUCACCAGCAUGCAAAUUUCUUCCAAGAGGCACCAGCUGUACGUAGCCUCGCGGAGCGCGGUGGCCCAGAUCGCGUUGCACCGCUGCGCUGCCCACGGCCGCGUCUGCACCGAAUGCUGUCUGGCGCGUGACCCCUACUGCGCCUGGGACGGGGUCGCGUGCACGCGCUUCCAGCCCAGUGCCAAGAGGCGGUUCCGGCGGCAAGACGUAAGGAAUGGCGACCCCAGCACGUUGUGCUCCGGAGACUCGUCUCGUCCUGCGCUGCUGGAACACAAGGUGUUCGGCGUGGAGGGCAGCAACGCCUUUCUGGAGUGUGAGCCCCGCUCGCUGCAGGCGCGCGUGGAGUGGACUUUCCAGCGCGCAGAGGUGACAGCCAGCACCCAGGUGCUGGCAGAGGAGCGCACCGAGCGCACCGCCCGGGGACUACUGCUGCGCAGGCUGCGGCGCCGGGACUCGGGCGUGUACUUGUGCGCCGCCGUCGAGCACGGCUUUACGCAACCGCUGCGUCGCCUGUCGCUGCACGUGUUGAGUGCUACGCAGGCCGAACGGCUGGCGCAGGCCGAGGAGGCUGCGCCCGCCGCGCCGCGGGGCCCCAAACUCUGGUACCGGGACUUUCUGCAGCUGGUGGAGCCGGGCGGCGGUGGCAGCGCGAACUCCCUGCGCAUGUGCCGCCCGCAGCCUGCGCUGCAGUCACUGCCCCUGGAGUCGCGGAGGAAGGGCCGUAACCGGCGGACCCACGCCCCUGAGCCUCGCGCUGAGCGGGGGCCGCGCAGCGCAACGCACUGGUGACCGGACUGUCCCCACGCCGGGAACCAAGCAGGAGACGACAGGCGGGAGAGGAGCCAGACAGACCCUGAAAAGACGAACGGGUUGGGGCCGGGCACAUUGGGGGUCACCGGCCGAUGGAGACACCAACCGACAGGCCCUGGCUGAAGGCAGCUGCGCAGGCUUAUUUAUUAACAGGAUAACCCUUGAAUGUAGCAGCCCCGGGAAGGGCGGUACAGGUCGGGCGCAGGAUUCAGUCGGGAGGGAAGGGACGGCGAAGCCGGGCUCCAGAGCAACGACCAGGGCCGAGGAGGUGCCUGGAGUGCCCACCCUGGGGGACAGACCCCACCUCCUUGGGUAGUGAGCAGUGAGCAGAAAGCUGUGAACAGGCUGGGCUGCUGGAGGUGGGGCGAGGCUGGCCGACUGUACUAAAGUAACGCAAUAAACGCAUUAUCAGCCAAAGCUGGAAUGGCCCCAGCAGACAACCCCA
Molecule: messenger RNA, 7548 nt
Organism: Nomascus leucogenys (northern white-cheeked gibbon)
Lineage: Eukaryota; Metazoa; Chordata; Mammalia; Primates; Hylobatidae
Gene: SEMA3B
Product: semaphorin 3B
Exons: 19
Coding region: 4731-7082 (783 amino acids)
Biological process (GO): semaphorin-plexin signaling pathway; neural crest cell migration; negative chemotaxis
Molecular function (GO): chemorepellent activity; semaphorin receptor binding
Source: RefSeq, a predicted model, not a curated record